AUGUCUGGGCCAUAUCCUAACGACUCAGCUCCUUACCAGCAACAUCGCCAGCACGCGCCCUAUCAACAAGAGUACAAGGCCUCAUACGACGACCUCAUCGACGAAUAUGCAACGCCGUACGGCGCGACGUCGGGCCACAAGACAUUCAACGUCGAAACGCCGCUAACAAGCGAUCUGCGUCGAGGCCCAACAAUUUCGGGACUCCAGAAGCCAACACAAUUCUCUUCCAAGCAAUCAGAAGAAACGGACUUCGGUGCGCCGUACGUGGGCUAUCCACCGCCAGUACCUCUGAAGGAGAUCGACACUCGGACUUUCUGGCAGAAGUGGCUGCCAGAGUCAAUAGCGUGCAGACUGUAUGUGUUUACAGUUCUCAUAGAAACAACAGUAGAUCUGGCCAUUGAGGGGGAGCUGCUGGUGCGAAUCAAUCGGCAGAAUGACUUGGCGGGCGUGGAUGGCAAGAUACCCUCGCAGAAAAUGCCCGUCUACCUGAGCAUUUUCGCCCUAGCACAUGUUUUCCAGCUGGUGCUAGCGAUAGAUGCGGUCUAUGCCCGAAACACACUUCAAUUCAUUGCCCUCACCAUCUUCAACGCCCUCUUCCUUCUCUACGCCAUCAUCCAAAUAUUUGAAAUCCGUACAUCCUCUGAGCUGCUUCCCGACGUCACGGGCAUAUCCGACAUCCCUAUCAAUGUCCUCACGACCAUCAUCCCCAUCGUCAUCUCUGUUGCCGAAAUAUGUUACAUCGCCCUCGGAUGGAAGAUCUACCACGAGUUCGGGUGGAAACUAUACAAGGAACUCGGCGCUGACAGGCGGGUCAAGAAGAUGUACGCCAAUUACCAGGUGUUCGAAUGUCUCAUCAAGUUCGACGUCUUCUUCUGGAUUGGCUUUUCGGUGCAAUUUAUCUGGCUGGUAUUGAACAAGAAUGACUGGGAGUACUAUGUUACGUGUGCAGCGUUGCCGCUCUCCAUUGUUUUGCUGGUAGAAGGCCAUCUGGCGGCGAGACAUGAGAACAAGUGGAUGAUGGCUACAUUCAUGGCAGGAUGCGUUGGAGCGAUGGUGUACUUCGUCUACAAGCUCGUGAAAGUGCUCAUAUACAGGAACACUGAUCAGUUCCUCGCCAUCUACAAGACUUUGUCGGUGUUUUCUAUGAUUGCCAUCGUUCUACUGCUGGCGACAUUUGCGUUUGCUAUCAUUGUCAUGCGCAACUUCGGCCGUGGCCUCAAGACUUCAAUAAAGCGCAAGAAGACCACGAAGAUAGGUGGUUCUGUGGAUCCACACCGCCGCGCCGCGAGCACGAACUUGAACCGCAUGAGCAUCGACUAG
This is a messenger RNA of Pleurotus ostreatus (oyster mushroom), 1320 nucleotides long. RefSeq lists its product as uncharacterized. The coding region runs from base 1 to 1320 and encodes 439 amino acids. Gene Ontology annotation, cellular component: Golgi apparatus. The transcript has 7 exons. The record is from RefSeq and is a predicted model, not a curated record. Lineage: Eukaryota; Fungi; Basidiomycota; Agaricomycetes; Agaricales; Pleurotaceae.